Molecule: messenger RNA, 1894 nt
Organism: Limanda limanda (common dab)
Lineage: Eukaryota; Metazoa; Chordata; Actinopteri; Pleuronectiformes; Pleuronectidae
Gene: scly
Product: selenocysteine lyase
Exons: 14
Coding region: 451-1752 (433 amino acids)
Source: RefSeq, a predicted model, not a curated record
UGGUUAGCUGCUAGCUGAUGAUUGACACACAGAGACAGUGAUAAACCUUCUCAUGACAACUCCACAUCACCUCACAAGCUGCUGCUUCUCUCUCUCACUCACUGAUCCAGAAUCAGUCACUUCAUCAUUUAAUACGUGUCCAGCAGCCACAGAUGGAUUCCAGAUGUCCACAUGUCAGCAUACCGCAAGUGUUUGUAAUAAAUGUCUGUUUAUUGAUAUUACGUUUUUUGUUGAAUAAUGUGCAAUCUAUGGAUGAUAUUUUUGGUCUUAAUUUAAAGUCAAUGGGACAAUGAAGGUGAAAUUUGAUUCUCAGGUAUGAAUAUUUUUGAGGGUGUCUAUUUAAUGACAUCUUCCUGUAGCCAGGAGCAGGAGUAGACUAGUACCUUGUCUAGAUUAAAAAAGUGUCACUCUACAGAUUUACUAUUCAUUUUCCAAUUUCUUCUCAGGAGUAUGGCAAAGCAGACUGAUGACAUCAUGCUGUUGAAAGGUCACACCUUCACUGAAAAUACCUUUCAUCAUUUCUCAGAGAUGGAUCUAGACAGGAUCUAUAUGGACUACAAUGCUACUACUCCGCUGGAACCAGAAGUGACCCAGGCCAUUACUGAAGCCCUGCAGGAAGCCUGGGGAAACCCAAGCAGCAACUAUAUCGCAGGGGCCAAGGCGAAGGCAAUCAUCAAUCAGUCCAGAGAGAAUGUGGCAAGAAUGGUUGGAGGGAGAGCAGAGGACAUCCUUUUUACCUCAGGGGGAACAGAGGCCAAUAACCUGGUGCUUCACACUGCUGUAGAGCACUUCAGGAGAAACCGCCGAGCUGCAGAGCAAAGUGAAGGCCUUCCACACAUCAUCACCUCCACUGUGGAACACGACUCGGUCAAACUAGUAGCCGAGCACCUGCAGAGAGAGGGCAAGGCAGAUGUUACAUUUGUUCCCGUGUCUAAGACGACAGCCCGAGUCGAGGUGGAGGACAUCGUUGCGGCCGUGCGUCCCAACACAUGUCUCAUCUCCAUCAUGCUGGCCAACAAUGAGACAGGAGUCAUCAUGCCAGUCCAAGAGAUCUGCCAGAGAAUAAAAUCUCUCAACAAGCAGCACGAGCGUCUCAGGAUCCUGCUCCACACUGACGCUGCCCAGGCUCUGGGGAAAGUCGGAGUGGAUGUCUGUGAACUGGGAGUGGAUUACCUCACCAUAGUGGGACACAAGUUCUAUGCCCCUCGGAUCGGUGCUUUGUAUGUGAGCGGCCCUGGAACCAGAACGCCAUUGUACCCGAUGCUGUUUGGAGGAGGACAGGAGAGAAACUUCCGACCUGGCACUGAAAACACACCUAUGAUUGCCGGUCUGGGAAAGGCUGCAGAGCUGGUGACCGCUAAUCUGUCAGAUUAUCAGCGUCAUAUGCAAAGUACCAAACUUUACCUGGAACAACGACUGCGGGCCAUAUUUAAAGAUCGGAUCCACUUCAACAGCCAUUACCCCGGCUCUGAUAUCCUCCCCAACACAUGUAAUGUGUCUAUCCUGGGCCCAACAUUACAAGGCUGGAGGGUAUUGUCCAACUGUAGGAGGCUGCUGGCCAGUGUCGGAGCCGCCUGCCACUCGGACAGUGGGAACAGGCCUUCCCAUAUCCUCCUGAGCUGCGGCGUCCCCUCAGAGGUGGCAGCCAAUGCUUUGAGGUUGAGCGUGGGCAGAGGGACAACCAGGGAAGAUGUGGAUGCAGUCGUGGAGGAUCUGAGGAAAACCGUGCAGCUGUUGGAAGAAAUGAACUGAUGGACUUCUUGUGCACAAAGUAAAGUAAAUCCCGGAGGUCAAAUAAGGAUGUACAGGGUUAAACGCACACCACCUGUGCUUAUUGUUACUUGUGAAAUGGAUGAAAAAUUUAAUAUAAAUAAUAAAGGAGAACUUGAAGUGA